Messenger RNA from Pistacia vera, 1628 nucleotides. RefSeq names its product beta-galactosidase 3-like. Bases 345 to 1628 code for a protein of 427 amino acids. The transcript has 11 exons. Gene Ontology annotation, cellular component: vacuole; cell wall. NCBI's taxonomy places the organism in Eukaryota, Viridiplantae, Streptophyta, Magnoliopsida, Sapindales, Anacardiaceae. Gene Ontology annotation, molecular function: beta-galactosidase activity. Gene Ontology annotation, biological process: carbohydrate metabolic process. The record is from RefSeq and is a predicted model, not a curated record.
CAGAACAGAACAAAAGAAGAGAAAAAACAGUAGCACAAAGUUUCAAUUAUAGAGCCAAAAAAGUCAAGAAAUUGGGCAGUUCUAUUGGCAUUUGCCAAUCCUUUGCUAAUUGUUUUUCUACUACUUUGAAAAAAAAAAAAAAAAAUAACCCCAUUGUUCAAAGCAUCCAAUGUUGUCUUCACCAUGCAAGAGAUUAAAUUAAUGAUACAGUGAGAAACAGUUCAAGACAAAAAGGGCACUGUUUUACUGCACUAUAAAACCAUAUUUCAGCCUCUACUUUCCAAUUUUGUUCACAUUCUUUACUCUUCCCACACUUCAUUUCACAUAGUUUGUUCACCUUAAAAAUGGAAGCUGCUAACUCAGCUUCUUCCAACUGUUUCUUGCUGUUCUUUUUCUUAUUCUUCUUAGUGUUGUCUCUAAGUCUCCAGGUGACACACUGCAAUGUCAACUAUGACAAGAAGGCUCUUAUCAUCAAUAAACAGAAGAGAAUUCUCUUCUCUGGCUCCAUACACUAUCCCAGAAGCUCUCAAACUAUGUGGGAAGAUCUUAUAAAGAAAGCCAAAGAUGGAGGUUUGGAUGUUAUAGACACUUAUGUGUUUUGGAAUGUUCAUGAACCUUCUCCUGGCAAUUAUGAUUUUGGGGGGAGAAAUGACUUGGUUCAGUUCAUCAAGCUGGUUCAGAAAGUAGGCUUAUAUGUACAUCUCCGAAUAGGGCCUUACAUAUGCGCAGAAUGGAAUUUUGGAGGUUUUCCAGUAUGGUUGAAGUUUGUGCCAGGCAUUAGCUUUAGAACAGAUAAUGAACCUUUCAAGAGAGCAAUGCAAGAAUUCACCCAGAAGAUUGUCCAAAUGAUGAAGGAUGAAAAGCUAUUCGAGUCUCAAGGUGGUCCCAUCAUUCUCUCACAGAUUGAGAAUGAGUAUGAGCCUGACAGAUUGGCAUUUGGAAGUGCUGGUGAAGCUUAUAUAAACUGGGCUGCAAAGAUGGCCAUUGGAUUGAACACUGGAGUCCCAUGGGUUAUGUGCAAGGAAUUUGAUGCCCCAGAUCCUGUUAUAAAUACAUGCAAUGGUUUUUACUGUGAUAGUUUCUCUCCAAACAAACCCUUUAAACCAAAAUUAUGGACUGAGAAUUGGACUGGCUGGUUCACUGAGUUUGGCGGGCCGAUUUAUCAGCGGCCAGUUGAAGAUAUAGCAUUUGCAGUUGCUCGAUUCAUUCUGAAGGGAGGCUCUUUUGUUAAUUAUUACAUGUAUCAUGGAGGAACAAACUUUGGAAGAACUGCUGGAGGCCCUUUUAUUACCACCAGCUAUGACUAUGAUGCUCCCAUUGAUGAAUAUGGGUUGAUCAGAGAACCAAAGUAUGGACAUUUAAAGGAACUCCAUAAGGCUGUUAAGUUAUGCGAAAGAGCUUUGCUUUCUGCAGAUCCUUAUAUCGUGUCCUUGGGGAAUUAUGAACAGGCACAUGUAUUCUCUUCGAAAUCAGGAGGCUGUGCUGCUUUUCUAUCAAAUUUCAAUUCAGAGUCAACUGCAACGGUGACUUUUAAUAAUAAGCACUUCAAACUUCCUCCAUGGUCUAUCAGCAUUCUUCCUGAUUGCAAGAACGCUGUCUUCAACACUGCCAAUGUAAGGAAAAUUUGA